CCACUAAAGAAGGUCGAUCCCUUUUGACUCCACAGGCUAACGACCUGUAAAUCUGGGGGAGGGGAAUGAUAUACAUGCUCUUGUGGGGUAGUACCAUCCCGGUACCUACAAACCUAACCCUGCCCCUCCUCAAGCUGCAUACCUUCUACGUAACUCUCCGGCGUGGGCAGGUAUCGAAGACUGAGGCCCCUCAAUCACUCCAUCGAUCAGUCCUCCAUCGGCCCAUAGGUUCAAAUUCCUCGCUUGAUUUUGUCUGGCCAUUUCCCAAUCCAAUCUCUUCUUUCGUUUUUCAAAGAGACCAUCCACUUAGUCACAACUCACAAGUCAGUUGACCUCGACCACAAAGCGAUUGAAUCCAUCUCUUUUCCAUAUUCGACAUUUCAAUAUAAGCUUCUCGAGCCCUAGAAACCUAAUUCUCUUUAUUCAGCAAUUAGCCUCUAAAUAUCUUGACAUCUAGACAUUCAUCAGUAAUCAUCAUUUCUUUUUAAACACGUAAUCAAUUACCUUCAAUCAUGGCGCACAAGACUUCUGCAGUGGCCGAUGAGCCCAUUGAGGUACUUUUCGCCCUUCAUCCCAAAUUUGACUUGUUGGACUUCGCUGGACCUCUCGAGAUCCUCGACUGGGCACGUCAUGACAAGAACGACGAAAGCACGAAAGCUUUCGAUUGCACGAUUGCUGCAGCCGAACCAAAGGUACUCUCUGAACAGGGAGUUGUCAUUGGUGCCCAGAUUACAUACAAGGAAGCUCACGAGCGUCUCAAUGACUUUGACGUGCUCAUCGUCGUAGGUGGCAACCAUGAUGCUAUCCUGAAGGAGAAAUCCGAACCCCUCCCUAUCAUCGAAGCCUUCGCAGAACUCCAGAGAAAUGAUUACACACGAGAACGCACAUUGAUGUCUGUGUGCACCGGUUCCAUCUUGCUGGCCGAGGCGGGUAUCCUAGCAGGCUUGUCCGCUACAACCCACCCAGACUACAUGACCAAGUUUGAGAUUGUCUGCAGUAAUGCAGCUCAACGUGAUCUGCAAGAGAGAACCGAUGUCGUAGAAGAUGCUCGAUAUAUCGUGAACAACCUUCGUUUCGAUCUCGGAGACGAGGAUGAGAACCCCUACAUUCGUCGCAAGUCGGAUGCUGGAAGACGCCCCUCUGCGGCGCGAAAGGGAAGUAUCUCGUUUAAAGGCUCAAACGGACGUCGUGAGUCCAUGGCUCGUCGCGCCGCGAUGCGUCUAGGCGGGCUUCGGGUCAUCACGGCUGGGGGAAUAUCUGCUGGCCAGGAUGCAGCCCUGUACCUGGUCAGCAUCCUCGUCGACGAGGACACCGCCAACGAGGUGGCCCGAUUCGUUCAGCACGAAUGGGUUAAGGGUACUAUUGUCGAUGGUCUUGAUGUCUAGAAGUUACAUAUCUAGAUUUGCUAGAAAGGGAACUACAUAAAGGGUUUAUUAGUGUAUGGAUGUGACAGGAUCUUGCUCAUGUAUUCAAGUUUCAAAAAAGGGAUUAAAAAGUCCUAGAUGAUUAAAUACCUAACCUAGCUACGAAUGAAUAAAUAGUUAAAAGUGAA
Annulohypoxylon maeteangense is the source of this 1552-nucleotide messenger RNA. RefSeq names its product class I glutamine amidotransferase-like protein. Lineage: Eukaryota; Fungi; Ascomycota; Sordariomycetes; Xylariales; Hypoxylaceae. The coding region runs from base 513 to 1385 and encodes 290 amino acids. The record is from RefSeq and is a predicted model, not a curated record. The transcript has 3 exons.